UGAAGUCAGAAGUAUAUCAUAUCUUUACUGAGUGGGUGGUGGACAGGCAGAGCGCUGAGUUUGUAUGUUCAGUGUCAAGUAUCCAGAUUCAUGCUAUUGGUCACGCUAGAUUCAGCUACGUAACUUUCGCUAAAGAUUCAUGUCUGAAUGCGUCAAAAGUGGUCAUGCCGAUACUACACCAUCAGCAAGUGCUCAGCUCCGUCGGUGUCUGUUUGAAAAUCACAUAUGGAGAUUUGGAGCCAAAAAAGAUGAUUGAGUGGUUCGAGUAUACACGACACAUGGGCACCACUAAAGUGUUUACCUACUAUGCUGAAGUAACACCACAGGUUUACAAAGUUCUACAGUACUAUCAGAGUAUCGGAUUUCUAGAAAUGUUGCCCAUUCAGCCUGCUGUGACCGAAGAUGGAGAGAGAAACAGAUUCAGGCGGCCAAGAUUUGAGCAACAAGCAUGGGUGGAUGAAGUCAUGGCAGCCAAUGACUGCAAGUACAGGAUGGCCAAGUAUGACUUCAUCAUCAUCAUGGAUAUGGAUGAGUUCAUUGUGCCUAAAGGAAACAUGAAUUCAUAUUUUGACAUAUUGCAG
This is a messenger RNA of Candidula unifasciata, 581 nucleotides long. The record is from the annotation of a GenBank genome assembly. Lineage: Eukaryota; Metazoa; Mollusca; Gastropoda; Stylommatophora; Geomitridae.